AUGAGCAAGCUGCUGUGCUGCGCGCUGCUGUUCCUGGACAUCUCCAUUAAGUGGACCACCCAAGAAAUAUUUCCCCCAAAGUACCUUCACUAUGACCCAGAAACCUCUCACCAGCUGAUGUGUGACAAAUGUCCCCCUGGUACCUACUUAAAGCAGCACUGUACAGCAAGGCGGAAGACUGUGUGUGCCCCUUGUCCCGACAACUACUACACCAACACCUGGCACACCAGCGAUGAGUGUCUGUACUGCACCACAGCAUGCAAAGAGCUGCAGUAUGUCAAGCAGGAGUGCAACCGCACCCACAACCGUGUGUGCGAAUGUGAGGAAGGGCGCUACCUUGAGGUGGAGUUCUGCUUGAAGCACAGGAGCUGCCCCCCUGGCUUUGGAGUUCUGCAAGUUGGAACCCCAGAGCGAAAUACAGUUUGCAAAAGAUGUCCAGAUGGGUUCUUCUCCAAUGAGACGUCCGCUAAAGCACCCUGUAGAAAACACACCAACUGCAGUGCAUUUGGUCUCCUUCUGACGCAGAGAGGAAAUGCAACACAUGACAAUAUAUGUUCCAGAAACAGUGACAUGACACGCAGAUGUGGAAUAGAUGUUACCCUGUGUGAGGAGGCAUUCUUCAGGUUUGCUGUUCCUACCAAGUUCACCCCAAACUGGCUCAGUGUCCUAGUGGACAAUUUGCCUGGCACCAAAGUAAAUGCAGAGAGUGUGGAGAGGAUAAAAAGACGGCACAGCUCACAAGAACAGACCUUCCAGCUGCUGAAAUUAUGGAAACAUCAAAACAAAGACCAGGAUUUGGUCAAGAAGAUCAUCCAAGAUAUAGAUCUCUGUGAAAACAGCGUGCAGCGGCACCUCGGGCACAUGAACCUCACCUUCGAGCAGCUCUGCAGCUUGAUGGAAAGCUUGCCAGGCAAGAAAGUCACCACAGAAGACAUCGAGCAAACGACGAAGGCUUGCACAUCAGGUGAACAGAUCCUGAAGCUGCUCAGCCUGUGGAGGGUCAAAAACGGCGACCAGGACACUCUGAAAGGCCUCAUGCACGCACUGAAGCACUUGAAAAUGUACCACUUCCCCAAAACGGUCUCCCAGAGCCUGAGAAAGACCAUCAGGUUCCUUCACAGCUUCACCAUGUACAGACUGUAUCAGAAGCUGUUUCUAGAAAUGAUAGGGAACCAGGUCCAAUCAGUGAAAAUAAGCUGCUUAUAA
Messenger RNA from Pipistrellus nathusii (Nathusius's pipistrelle), 1206 nucleotides. The record is from the annotation of a GenBank genome assembly. Lineage: Eukaryota; Metazoa; Chordata; Mammalia; Chiroptera; Vespertilionidae.